Messenger RNA from Echinops telfairi (small Madagascar hedgehog), 3110 nucleotides. It is a transcript of the gene GLCE, whose product is annotated as glucuronic acid epimerase. Gene Ontology annotation, biological process: heparan sulfate proteoglycan biosynthetic process. The transcript is spliced from 5 exons. The record is from RefSeq and is a predicted model, not a curated record. Gene Ontology annotation, molecular function: heparosan-N-sulfate-glucuronate 5-epimerase activity. Lineage: Eukaryota; Metazoa; Chordata; Mammalia; Afrosoricida; Tenrecidae. The coding region runs from base 203 to 2056 and encodes 617 amino acids. Gene Ontology annotation, cellular component: Golgi apparatus.
CUGCUGCAGCCGCCGCAGGCCUGGGCCGUUCCUUCCCUGCCGCCUGAAGCGGCUUCUUCCCUCGGGCUCCCGAGUCCGCUCGCCCUCCGACGCUGCCUAGGAAUUUGCCAAGAAACUGAACUGAUUCAAAUAUAUUUUGCGUGGGACACCAGAGAUGUACUGGAGUUGAGAUUCCUUCAUUUGAUUAAGGUAUGGUCUGAAUAUGCGUUGCUUGGCAGCUCGGGUCAACUAUAAGACUCUGAUCGUCAUCUGCGCACUCUUCACUCUGGUCACAGUGCUCUUGUGGAAUAAAUGUUCCAGCGACAGACCUAUCCAGUUUCCCCGACACUUGAGUGGUGGCUUCAGAGAUGGCUUAGAGAAGAGAGCAGCCGCAUCGGAGAGUAACAACUAUGUGAACCACAUGGCCAAACCACAGUCGGAGGAAGGAUUCCCUCAGGAACAGCAGAAAGCGCCCCCAGUGGUGGGGGGCUUCAAUGGCAAUGGGGGAAGCAAGGUGUUGGGGCUCAAAUAUGAGGAGAUUGACUGUCUCAUAAAUGAUGAUCAUACAAUUAAAGGGAGACGUGAGGGGAAUGAAGUCUUUCUGCCAUUCACGUGGGUCGAGAAGUACUUUGACGUCUAUGGAAAGGUGGUUCAGUAUGAUGGCUAUGACCGCUUUGAGUUCUCCCAUAGCUACUCCAAGGUCUAUGCACAGCGAGCCCCUUAUCACCCGGACGGUGUGUUUAUGUCCUUUGAAGGCUACAAUGUGGAAGUCCGCGACAGAGUCAAGUGCAUAAGCGGGGUUGAAGGUGUUCCAUUAUCCACCCAAUGGGGACCUCAAGGCUAUUUCUACCCAAUCCAGAUUGCACAGUAUGGGUUAAGCCAUUACAGCAAGAACCUCACUGAGAAACCCCCUCACAUAGAGGUGUAUGAAACAGCCGAAGACAAGGACAGGAACAGCAAGCCAAACGACUGGGUGGUGCCAAAGGGCUGCUUUAUGUCUAACGUGGCGGAUAAGUCCAGAUUCACCAAUGUUAAACAGUUUACUGCUCCAGAAACCAGUGAGGGUGUGUCGCUGCAACUUGGGAACACCAAGGACUUCAUUAUUUCAUUUGACCUCAAGUUCCUGACCAACGGCAGUGUGUCGGUGGUGUUGGAGACCACAGAGAAGAACCAGCUCUUCACUGUGCACUAUGUCUCCAACACCCAGCUCAUUGCGUUCAAGGAGCGGGACGUGUACUAUGGCAUCGGUCCCCGGACGUCGUGGGGCACGGUGACCCGGGACCUGGUGACCGACCUCCGGAAAGGAGUGGGCCUUUCCAACACAAAAGCUGUUAAGCCGACCAAGAUCAUGCCCAAGAAGGUGGUGCGCUUGGUGGCAAAAGGCAAAGGCUUCCUGGACAACAUCACCAUCUCUACCACCGCACACAUGGCCGCCUUUUUUGCCGCCAGUGACUGGCUGGUGCGGAACCAGGACGAGAAAGGUGGCUGGCCCAUCAUGGUGACCCGGAAGUUAGGGGAAGGGUUCAAGGCCCUAGAGCCGGGCUGGUACUCUGCGAUGGCCCAAGGCCAAGCCAUCUCGACACUCGUCCGGGCCUACCUGUUAACAAAAGACCACACAUUCCUCAGUUCAGCUUUAAGGGCCACGGCCCCUUACAAGUUUCCAUCGGAGCAGCACGGGGUCAGAGCUGUAUUUAUGAAUAAACAUGACUGGUAUGAGGAGUACCCCACCACCCCGAGCUCUUUCGUUUUAAAUGGCUUUAUGUAUUCCUUAAUCGGGCUCUAUGACUUAAAGGAAACUGCCGGGGAGAAACUCGGAAAAGAAGCGAAGGCCUUGUAUGAGCGUGGCAUGGAGUCCCUGAAAGCUAUGCUCCCCUUGUAUGACACUGGCUCAGGGACCAUCUAUGACCUCCGUCAUUUCAUGCUCGGCAUCACCCCCAACUUGGCCCGCUGGGACUACCAUACCACCCACAUCAACCAGCUGCAACUACUCAGCACUGUCGAUGAGUCCCCAAUCUUCAAAGAAUUUGUCAAGAGAUGGAAAAGCUACCUAAAAGGCAACCGGGCAAAGCACAACUAGAGCUCACGACCAAAGCCGGCGCCGCCGCCGCAUUUCCCAAGGCCGCCCACUGGGCUUCGUGUGUCAGCAGAGAGACCCUUGAGGCCAGUCUGCUGAGAGACUCGCAUUCUGUGGGCUGGGGGGGAGGGGACGUCGGGGGGCCGGGUGACAGGGCUCUGUUUGGUGCGCCUCUCCGUAUGGCUGUGGCAGUGGUGGCAGCCCUGGCCACCCACCUGGCUCGUCCCUGACAGCUUAGUAUGAAGCUCUUUUCAAAUGUGCUUCUGUUUCUGACCGAAUGCAGACUCUUUACCAAGUCGUGGACUGUGAACACCAUGAGUGUGUACUUGUAGCCCGGAGCGUGGCCCAUGCAGCACUUUUUAAAAGAGACCUGUCUUUUCUAGAAUUUCAUUUCUCUGGGCAGAGGAGUGUCUGCUCUCUAGAGAGGGUGUGGAGUCUCUGCUUGUCUUGAAGUGCGGCAGUAGAAACCCAUUUGGGGUGCCGGCGUCAGUUAUGUAAUGUAAGCACAACUUACACGGGACUUGUCGACUGCACAAGGGUUAUGAAGAUGUUGUUUGUGUGAGGAAACUUGAUCUGCAAUCAGUAAAGGUUUGAUAAUCAGCCCCUCCCCCACCGCCGCCCCGCCCCCAUUGUGAUGGCUUGGUUUUGAUGUCCUCAGCUAGGGUUUUAUGUCUUAUUUAGGUGCAACCUGAUUUGGGGACAUUUAUCACAGCCUAAACAUGAGUCCUUUUGUAGGAGCUAGAAAAGUGUGGGAAGGAGCUAGUGAGCCCACCACCACUGGUCUUUCAGGAUUUCUUCCCCAUUACCCCUGCACCCCCCUGUAACAAAAGCUAUGUCACAGCUAACAUGUAAACUGUUCUUCCAAACCAUGGGCCCUGGGCAUGGCUUUUUGUUUGUAAGUGUAAUUUUAAAUUAUCCCAGCUACCGGAUUGUAGGGCUGCUACUGCCCUGUUGCCCCCAUGUAAUCAGGCCUUUGUUCUGCUUAGUCCUGCCGUACCUCCCACGCAGCCCUCAGCCCACGGGCCAGGUGUGCUCCUUGGCUCCAGGCCUCAGGUGA